Octopus sinensis (East Asian common octopus) is the source of this 1267-nucleotide messenger RNA. RefSeq names its product ras-related protein Rab-27A-like. Lineage: Eukaryota; Metazoa; Mollusca; Cephalopoda; Octopoda; Octopodidae. Gene Ontology annotation, molecular function: GTP binding; GTPase activity. The coding region runs from base 205 to 981 and encodes 258 amino acids. Gene Ontology annotation, biological process: melanosome transport; positive regulation of exocytosis. The transcript is spliced from 7 exons. Gene Ontology annotation, cellular component: secretory granule; melanosome. The record is from RefSeq and is a predicted model, not a curated record.
ACUGUUUGUGUGUUAGAAAUCCUCUGACGUUGGAAUACUAUAUUGGCAGCAAAGUCGACGCAAUAUUAAAGAGAUGUUCGCUAUAAGAGCGUUUCCAUCUCUCUUCAAAUGUGUGUUGUGUUUUGGUUUAAAAAAACCAUUAUUUUUCCAAUCCAAGCUUUGGUCAGACCAGGAUGACAUAACAAGGAUCGAGAUAGCAUAACGAUGAGUUUGGACUCAAUGAAAUGCGCACACACAUCACACCCAAGAAAGAUCGAUUAUUCGAUUAACAGUGACAGAAACAGAAAAUCUGUUUACAAAGAUGUGUGUAACAAACGUGAAGGCGGAUCGGAGAGUGAUUAUCAGAUCUACAAGUUCCUUUUGGUAGGAGAUGCAUCAGUGGGAAAAUCAAGUUUCCUAAACCAAUACAUUGAAGGAAAAGCCCCAUCAACGUUUAUACCAACGAUUGGUAUCGACUUUCGGAACAAGAAACUGUCCUACAAAUAUUCUUACUCAAACGCUCAAGGUUCAGUGGCGGUUGCCUACCACAAAGUCUGUGUCCAGCUGUGGGAUACAGCUGGUAUGGAAAGGUUCCAUUCCUUGACAACGUCCUACUUCAGAGACGCAAAAGGAUUUUUCUUGAUGAUUGAUCUGACCAAUGAAAAUACUUUCGUAAACGCUUUCGCUUGGUUACAAAAAAUGGAAGAAUAUGGUCCCAGAUCUGGCUACGAUGUAAUCAUUGUUGGCAAUAAAAUAGAUCUUGUAGACCGUCGCAAAAUCAGUGCAGAGACUUUACAUAAAUUUGCUGAAAAUCACAGACUGCCAUAUGUUGAAACGAGUGCCAAAACUGGGAUCAACAUCGAAGAAUCUAUCGAUAUGAUGUUACACUUAGCAAUAUUCCGUCAUAGAUUAUCAUUCCAAAAGAAACUAAUCCAUGAAGAGGCAGUUCCUGCAAAACUGAGUCAUAGCACCACUCGACGAAUUAAAUGCAGCUGUAUAUAGAUCAAGUGCUGUAGUUAAGUGAAGCUGGUAACAGAACUUGUCAGCAUAUGUCUUGAGUUUCUCAACAUAUUCCAGCAAUGGUUGCAGUGUUCUCUGUGGGCUCUCCCAGGCUACGACAACAGUACCGCUUCACUGUCACCAUUCUGGUCCUCAUCGUUGCUAUACCUUAUCCUGAGGAGAACUGUGAUUAGACACGGCUCCUCAGAAUUCAACCUACCUCCGAAGGAACUGGACAUCAAGGGUUCAGAACGGGUAAUACACAUCAAUAAAAUAUAUGCAAUUAUUA